ACUCAGGUAGACAUCAUGUACAUAUUUGUAGCUAUAUGAAAAUGAAAAGCUAAUUUAAUUGUCAAAAUCUAUGCGUUCAGUGAGUCACAUAUUACACAUUUUUUUUAAAUGUAAUACAAUAUUUGGUCCAAAGUGUCUUAUACAUGUAAGGCUGUAACUUCUGCGGUUUAGGCAUUUACAAAAUUGUACAUUUCCCUGUCAUGUUAUUAAUUUUCAUAUAGACAACAAUCAUAUUGUUGGGCCUUUGCAGUUUAUGGUAAUAAUAAAUAUUAAUGCUUCUUUUUAAAGACAUUUUGUUUCUUUGGGUCUUGAAGCAAAACCAGCUGAGAACCAUUAAUCAAAGUGAUAGUGUGAAAACGUGUCUGGCAGUCAGAGCCUUACAUCACAGAGACACAAAACUUGGAGGAAUGCUUCCUUAUAACACCUGCUACUCAGGCAAGCAAACACACAUCUUGUGGACACUAGGUGGUGCUAUAUUAAGCUCUCCUAUUACAGACAGCAGCCCGUAUGAAGUCCGGCGUGCUCAGGAACUGAACAAUCUGCUGGGGCUGAAAGGAUCCACAGAUGCAAUAGACUUGAUCUGUGACCUUCAUAACACCACGUCCAACAUGGGCCUCACACUCAUCCAUUACACAUCCAGUGACUGGGUGACCCUGCACAUCUGCAAAUACUUACAGACUAAGAUAACCAAAGUGCCUGUGAGAGUGCUGGUACUUGAUGUCCCGAUUAGUGAUGCUUAUUCCUUGGAGUCUGUGUCCAAGCAUGGCUUUUCGUUAGAGGUCGGGCCGCAGCCGCAUGGUGUCGUCAGAGCCGAUAUCUAUAUUAUUAUGAAAGAGGCCGUCGACUUGACAAUAGACUGGAUCCACAAAUUCAACUCAGGAACGGUGUUUGAAGGCGGGGAUGUAGAAGCCUUUAAGUUUAUCAAAAGUGUUGAUUAUCCAAGAGAUCCAGAGACUCGGACUCUCACUGCUGCCAUUCAUCCUCAGCUGCAGGACAAAGACUUCUGUCUUCUCAAGCGGGGAGACCCUUUAUUUUUGUCAUUUUCUGGAGAAACUGUGAACUACGAGGAAGAAGAGACACUUCAUCCUUUCUUUAUCAAUGAGGCUGCUUACUAUGAAAAGGGAAUCGCUUUUCACUUGGGAAAAAAGAUGAUGCUGACGAUUCCAACGGUGCGAGUGCAGAAAGACUGAAGGAUGAGAGAGGAAAAGAUAUUAAACUCGGCACAAUUGCCACCAUCAAUCAGUUGAUUUCAUAAGAAUGUCACUGAAAUGAUUUUGACAAUCACUUGUAACUCAGGUAUACGCCAUGUACUUAUUUUUAACUAUAGGACAAUGAAUGGCUCAUUUAUUAGCUGCUAAAACACGAGCAACAGCGUUUUGGAUGAAAAGAUAUUUAUUGUGACCAGCAAAAUUUUCAAUGGACAGGAACGUGUACAAAACUGUAUAAAAAAGGCAAAACCAUCUGAAGUACUGACAUCAUGAUGAUGUCACAGUGGAGUGUGAGGUAUCCUCUUGACUGUAUUGCUCAUAUGCUGUUGCUCUUGCCUGAUUGUUUGGAGAAAAUUGAGCCUCUCAUGGACUCGAAAUAAAAAACAAAA
Messenger RNA from Sinocyclocheilus rhinocerous, 1597 nucleotides. RefSeq names its product N-acyl-aromatic-L-amino acid amidohydrolase (carboxylate-forming) B-like. Lineage: Eukaryota; Metazoa; Chordata; Actinopteri; Cypriniformes; Cyprinidae. Gene Ontology annotation, molecular function: hydrolase activity, acting on ester bonds; aminoacylase activity. The record is from RefSeq and is a predicted model, not a curated record. The coding region runs from base 273 to 1190 and encodes 305 amino acids. The transcript is spliced from 6 exons. Gene Ontology annotation, cellular component: cytosol.